Molecule: messenger RNA, 1413 nt
Organism: Nerophis ophidion (straightnose pipefish)
Lineage: Eukaryota; Metazoa; Chordata; Actinopteri; Syngnathiformes; Syngnathidae
Gene: fbxo28
Product: F-box protein 28
Exons: 5
Coding region: 80-1228 (382 amino acids)
Biological process (GO): protein polyubiquitination
Molecular function (GO): protein binding
Source: RefSeq, a predicted model, not a curated record
AAGCAAAAGGCCACGAAGAGGAAGACGUCGACGUCGACGUCAUAAUUGACGUCACAUCCACCCUACUUGCUCGAUCAAAAUGUCUGCCAUUCUGGAGCGAAUUGAUAACCGUGUCGGUGCCUUGGAUUCCGACGUUGCACUAACAAAACACGCCGUUUCAUCGCUGGACCAGACCCACCAGAACAACCCUCUCUUAGGACUACCUAUCGUGGCUAUUGAGACAAUUCUCCAUUUUUUGUCUUACGAUGAAAUCAGUCUGCUGCGCUCGGUAUGUAAACGUAUGGAUAUGAUCUGCCAACGUGUUCUUAAUCAGGGCUUCCUUAAGGUGGAGCGUUAUCACAGCAUGUGUCAGAGACAAGUCAAAGCUCAACUUCCUCGACGUGAGUCAGAACGUAGAAAUCAUUCUCUGGCUCGUCAUGCUGACAUCCUGGCUGCUGUGGAGACACGCCUUUCUCUUCUAAACAUGACCUUUAUGAAAUAUGUUGACUCCAACCUCUGCUGCUUCAUCCCUGGAAAGGUAAUCGAUGAGAUCUACCGUGUGCUGCGGUAUGUGAACUCCACCAGAUCUCCACAGCGAGCUCAUGAGGUUCUCCAGGAGUUGAGGGAUAUCUCGUCCAUGGCGAUGGAGUAUUUUGACGAAAAGAUCGUUCCCAUCCUGAAGAAAAAGCUACCAGUAGCCGACUUGUGCAGCCGCCUCAUCGGUUCUACUCCUGUGGCAGGUCCGUCGAGUUCUCUGACCACCAUGUCUUUGCUGGCCAAGAACAUGCCGUCACGCUCUGAGAUGACUAAGGUGCAGCAGCAAGUGAAGGUAAACGGGGCGUCUGUGACGGUUUUGCGGCGAGAGAUGCAAGAAAUCCGCGUCAAGCAGCUGGAGCAGCAGAAGCAGCUGCAGGACCAAGAGCAGAAGCUGCUAGAGCAGACGCAGGUCAUCGGUGAACAGAACGCCCGCCUCGCCGAACUGGAGCACAAACUGCGUGAAUUAAUGGACAGUAAUGCCGCCGCUAUGGGAGGGUCCACUAGCAGAACAGCUGUUCCUUCUACAUCCAGCAGUGCUGCGAUGUCCUCUUCUGCAUCCAGCCUGUCUGUAAUGGGCCUGGUGGCAAUUAGUAGGGCAGAAGCCUCCUCGCCAGCCAGAGCACCGGCUCGCGAGGGGGAGACAUCGAUAAAGCGCAUCCGAAAGAGCCCAGACCUUGUACGAAAGUCAAAACGUUUGCGCCGGAAGAAAUAAGAGACUACUGUGUCAUUUAUUUAAAUAUUCCGUUUGUUUUUGAUUGGUUAGAGCGGUCAGUCCUGAUCCAACUUUAAUUUUUUUUGUUGUAGUUUUUCUCUAUUACCGUACUUCCUCAUCACAGCUUCAAUGACGUGCAAUACAAAGAAGUGUCACCAUUAAACUUGAAGUUUGCAAGAACUCUA